Macadamia integrifolia is the source of this 1238-nucleotide messenger RNA. RefSeq names its product transcription factor BEE 1-like. Lineage: Eukaryota; Viridiplantae; Streptophyta; Magnoliopsida; Proteales; Proteaceae. The record is from RefSeq and is a predicted model, not a curated record. Gene Ontology annotation, biological process: regulation of DNA-templated transcription. The transcript is spliced from 6 exons. Gene Ontology annotation, molecular function: protein dimerization activity; DNA-binding transcription factor activity. Bases 58 to 876 code for a protein of 272 amino acids. Gene Ontology annotation, cellular component: nucleus.
CCCUUAUUUAGAACACUUCUAGGUUUUCUCUUAAGAAGCUCUGUAAUUCCAUCUUCCAUGGCUGAGUUUGCAGGAGAUUCACAGAGCUACAAGCCUUUUACUUUCUUAGACAUUGAAACCAACAUAGAACUGACAAACCAGUUUCCAGAAUUGAACCCAAAUGGAUUCUCCAAUCCCAAUAUGAACUUACAGAGUUUUAUUUUCUCCAAUGACAAUUUCUUACUCCAACAGCAACCUGAAUUCAUGAUGCAAUUCGCAGAUAAUCUUCCGAAUUUGUACCAUUCGAAUGUUUCCAUUGCGGCGCCAAUUGUUCAAUCCAUGGCUUCAGCUGAAGAUGUUGUCCAUGAAAGAAAGAAACAGAAAACAAUGGAAGUAUCAGAAAGCAGCUCUAAGAAUUCUUCUACCCCUGUUUCUGGAAAUGGGUCCAAAGAAGAUAACAAGAGAAAGAAUAGCUUAGGGAGAGGGAAGAGAGUGAGAAGUGAUGAGAAAAAAGUAGAGAAACCUAAGGAGGUGAUUCAUGUGAGAGCAAGAAGAGGCCAAGCCACUGAUAGCCACAGUUUAGCAGAGAGGGUGAGGAGAGAGAAAAUAAAUGAGAGACUUAGAUGCUUGCAAGACUUGGUUCCAGGAUGCUACAAGACAAUGGGAAUGGCUGUAAUGUUGGAUGAGAUUAUCAAUUAUGUUCAAUCAUUGCAAAAUCAGGUUGAGUUUCUUUCUAUGAAGCUUUCUGCUGCAAGUUCUGCCUAUGAACACAACCCUGAGAUAGAAGUCAUGGCAACAAUGCAGGGGACAAAUGCAUAUGAGGCACAAGAGGUGGAGAGAUCGAUGAGAGAAGGAUAUGGAGGUUUCAGUUACUUCCACUCAACAUGGCCUCUUUGACUAGACUUUUGGCUCUUACUUAUUCCCAUUGUUAUCAUGGACCACAUGAACAUGCUUUUCCUCUUAUAUUUUCUCUUAAUCAAAUCCAUCUCCUAUUGUAGCAUAUGCAAAAAGUAACUUGUAAUACCUCUAGAGGAGCCCUAGAGGGGAAAUGAACUAACCUAUGAUUUCAAAUAAUGAAAGAUUUACUGGAUUAGCCACAUUUGAAUUCAUCUUCUUGUGUAAACUUAAUUUGAUCCAAAGCAUAUGUUUUGGAUUAAAUUGUGAGUCUUAUAAGUAAUGUAAACAAUCUAUGGUUGGCAACUUGUAGCCUUUUUCAACUUGGACAGUGAUUAGAUAUAAAUGACUUCUAUUGGAUUAAA